UCACCGCGUAAUUAACUCGGUUAUUCAUUAAUUAGGGGUUAAUUAAGCGCUCCCUGAGGGCGGCUUCCGGUUGGCGCGGCGAGCGGAAGUGACGUCGGGGAAGGGGCGGGGCCGGCUGAGUUUCCCGCGCGCGCUGAGGCGGCUCCGGCAGGAGGAUGGAGCCCCCGGCCCAGCCCCCCUCCUGCUUCCGCUCCCGCCUGGAAUUCUGCCCCGAGUGCGGCUCGGUGCUGCCCCGGCCCGGCCCCAGCAGCGCCCUGCGCUGCCCCCGCUGCGCCUUCUGCCUGCCCGCCUCAGAGCUGCAGGGCCGCCUCGUCCGGAGCUCGCUGCGCUUCAACGGCCCCGGGGGGGGGAGGGGCGGCAGCGGCCCCGCCCCCCAGGAGGGACCCACGGUGGACAGGACGUGCCCUCAGUGCUCCCACGUGGGGCUGUGCUUCCACCCGGGACUGUGGGGAUAUUGGUGGACAGGACGUGCCCUCAGUGCUCCCCACGUGGGGAUGUGGUUCCACACGCGGCAGAUGCGCUCGGCCGACGAGGGCCAGACGGUGUUCUACACCUGCCCCCGCUGCAGGUUCCAGGAGAAGGAAGAUUCCUGAAAUUCCCAAUUUUGGGGUUUUUGGAGAAGAUUUUUUGGGAUUUUUUUGGGGAAUUAAAAAACUUUUUUGGGGAAUUUUUUGGGGAUUUUUUGGGGGAGAAUUUGGGCGAUUUUUACAAAUUCAUUUUUUGGAUAUCUGGGAUUUUUUGGGGAAU
Messenger RNA from Passer domesticus (house sparrow), 747 nucleotides. RefSeq names its product RNA polymerase I subunit H (gene POLR1H). Bases 156 to 593 code for a protein of 145 amino acids. Lineage: Eukaryota; Metazoa; Chordata; Aves; Passeriformes; Passeridae. The record is from RefSeq and is a predicted model, not a curated record. Gene Ontology annotation, biological process: DNA-templated transcription. The transcript has 6 exons. Gene Ontology annotation, molecular function: DNA-directed RNA polymerase activity; nucleic acid binding; zinc ion binding.